Molecule: messenger RNA, 1940 nt
Organism: Thermothielavioides terrestris NRRL 8126
Lineage: Eukaryota; Fungi; Ascomycota; Sordariomycetes; Sordariales; Chaetomiaceae
Exons: 4
Coding region: 1-1533 (510 amino acids)
Molecular function (GO): protein binding
Source: RefSeq, a predicted model, not a curated record
AUGCUGCCAGAUGCCGAGCCGUCUCGCCUCGUCGCACUGCCGCCCGAGCUCAUCGACCGGAUUCUCCAGUAUCUCAAUCCCGUCGACCUGACCCGCGUCUCCGAGACAUGCCGGGCCCUGUAUGUGCGAGCCAUUGCCGAUUACCUCUGGCAGCCCCACGUGCAGGAUAACGUUCCAGGGCAAUCCGUCCACUCCUCUUAUCCCUACGCCUCCUUCCGCGAGCUGUACCGCGCCCACGACCCGCGCUGGUUCCUCCCCAAGUACAAGAUCUGGUUCUCCGACGCCGGGCUCCCCGGGCGCCUGAUUGUGGCCCGCUACGACCAGCGGCGAGGGUGCAUCGAAGCCUAUCAGCUUGUUGCUAACAACCGGGAUGACACCGCCGUGCCAUGGCAGGCCGAUCCCAACGUCCUCAUCUUUGCCUUCGAUCCCGAAGUCAAGCUGCAUCUCGACAUGCCCAUAAUCCGUCUACCAGCCGAUCCCCACAACGAUCCGUACGUGGCCGAGGCCGAAGACACCCCUGCCAACAGCUUCCAGCCCGAGAUCCCCAUGCGCGUAAGCACCAUCGGCCACCUCCAGAACAGCUUCAUCCACGCGCGGCGCCUGCCCGACACGGAGGCCUCGGCCCGCCUCGCCUCCAACUCCUCCUUCCCGUACCGCCACGUCUGGCCGCCGCCCACGAUCCCGACCGAGGACCGCGUGCUCGGCGCGGGCCUGCAGCCGUCGGCGUGCCUGCGGCCGACCGACGCGGCGCGCUCGCGGCGCGAGGUCUGCGACCGCGCCUUCCGCAUCCGCAAGUGGAUCGAGAUGCGCGAAAUCUGGGCGCCGCUCCUGGCCCCCGGGCCUGUGCACAUCGGCGAGGAGGUCUCGACGUACGCGACGCUGCACCCGGCGCUGUACACGCCGACGCCGCGCCGGCCGUUCCGCGGCAUCUGGGUCGGCCACUACGGCGGGCACGGCUGCGAGUUCCUGUGGAUCCACCAGCCCGAUGACGAUGACGAUGACGACGACGACAACGACGACGACGACAACGGGGACAACGGACACGACGGGGAUGCGAACGGGGCCGAAGACGGCGCCCGGCCGCCGGAGGAUGAAGCGGAGGAAGAGGAGGGCGAAGGCGAGGACGAGCCGGACGCGAACCAGAACGCACCCCGCCGCAGCCGCCGCCGCCACCGCCGCCGCCGCCGCCGCAGCAGCAGCAGCUCACACGACGACGCGGACGUUUACCGCGGCAGGCUGCUGGCGAUCAAGCUCACGGGCGACGCCAACGUGCCGCGCGGCGAGUGCUCGUGGGUUGCGGACGACCUGGGCCGGGGCGGGCUGGUGCGCGUCGCGACGGAGGAGCCGUUCGCGGGCGUCAGGGUGGUGAGGAGCCGGGGGCAUGUCGCGCACACCGGGUUUAGGUCCGAUACCUACGUCGACUCGCAGCUGUUGCUGAUCUCGCACGACCGGCUGGCGCAGUACUGGACGUCCAUGGGGCAUAUCAGCUACUACCACCGGGUGGAUAUCGAUCGGUUCCUGGUGCCUAAGUGAGCUAGCCGUCCGGACCGCCAGGGAGGAUCCGGUCGCUGGGGAUGUUUACGAUUACUGUUUACUGUAUGAGUGAGGGAUGGCGGGAUAACGAGAGAUGAGGGCCUCUGGGAUGUGACACGAAAGAAUGGUGUCCGAGCCGCGCGUAGCGAGGCAUAUGGACCAGCGGGGAACGGAUGUUGUACGCCCAGCAUUCAGCAAGACUCAGUUGGCGCGCUUGGUUGCUUGGAAUUUGCACGAUUGGGGGUGGAUCGCGGGGCACACUGCUGUCCGUCUGCAUCUUUUGUCGCCACCCGUUCGACCACAGGGUGCUGCGACGCUUGGAGGGAACCAUGUAUCGCACAAAGCCACAGGUCUGGGCUGUAGAUUAAGGUAAUUGCAUACAUUACUCGAAUAAAUACCGUACGAAG